AUGUCUAGUGCGCAAACAAAAGUAGAGCAAAGAGAUCCGUUUACUGGCACUCAAACCAGUCGUCCUCCCCAAAGAAGAGUUGUUGCUAAAGGGAAAAAAAGAGAAUAUGAAGCUGUAGCAUCCACAAGUGCCACGUCCACAUCAAGUUACCUGCCUGUUGUCAAAAGGCCCAAGUCAUUCGGUGUCUCGCCGCAGCGUUUGAUGGAUAGUUUUUUUCAAGCAAUGAGGAAAAUCAUCGAAAACAAAGCAAGGCCCAUCAUUGACAAGCCCAGUGUCAUUACUACUGCUGAAAAGAUCUGUCAAUGUGCCAAAGAUGAGUUGAAAAAUCAUCUUGAACACCACGUUACUAAGCAAAACGUUCAGUACUUUCAAGAGUACGUCAAGGAUCAUUUCGAUGCUAUUGUGGUAUUUUUACAGCUUCAGGCUUCUACGUCUACAUUCACUGGUGAAAGUGCAUCCAUCCUAGCUACAUCGGUUAUUGCUCCUUUUGACUCUGUAGCGUUCCUUCGCCGCGACCUCUCUGGCAUGGACAUGGCAUCCGACAUGUCUUCUGUGUCUGGCGCUCCUUCACGUGCAGCAAUGUCUUCAAUCUCGCAUAAUCCCUCUGAUAUAUCGAUGGUUGAAGCUCCUCCCAGAUAA
Molecule: messenger RNA, 639 nt
Organism: Mucor velutinosus
Lineage: Eukaryota; Fungi; Mucoromycota; Mucoromycetes; Mucorales; Mucoraceae
Exons: 2
Coding region: 1-639 (212 amino acids)
Source: RefSeq, a predicted model, not a curated record